Messenger RNA from Leptidea sinapis, 5451 nucleotides. RefSeq names its product P protein-like. The record is from RefSeq and is a predicted model, not a curated record. The coding region runs from base 317 to 2713 and encodes 798 amino acids. NCBI's taxonomy places the organism in Eukaryota, Metazoa, Arthropoda, Insecta, Lepidoptera, Pieridae. The transcript has 19 exons. Gene Ontology annotation, biological process: transmembrane transport. Gene Ontology annotation, cellular component: membrane.
UCAAGGAGCAUAGACAGUGUUAUUUUUUAAAAUAUUGUAUCUCCGCGGAAAGGCUCCUGCUUCGUUGUAUUCAGUCAUAGAUUUAUUACUGUUUAAUUCAAUAUUGUGACAAAGUGAUUUUACAUUUCAAGUUUUGAAUAUUUGGUGGUGUUAUUUUUUAUUUUGCGCCUGUGUUUUCCUGUUUCUAGCAAAUUCACUUAUGUGCCUAUGAACAUAUAUUUCAUUAUUAAGAAUAUAUAAAGGAGAAAAUCAGAAAAAUUAAAUAAAAAGUAACACCCCUUAUAAUCCCUACAGCGUGUGUUAUAAUGUGAUAAAAAUGUCAUUUUUGAAAAAGUUAAAAACAAAGAAAAAGCCAGCUAGUGUUUACUCUUCGGUGUCAUGCAGAGACCUGACUCCAGGGAGCUUGGAUGUGUGGAUCGACCUGCCAGAUUCCAUCAAAUUCGAUCCAGCACUCGAGCCGUUCAAGCAGCUUUACGAACAGCAGCAUGGUAAACUACAAGCCCCUGAGGCAGUUAAUGAUGAAACGGACACACUACAAAAGAAAUAUUCGGAUCCUGAGAUCAAAGAACAGGGUAUUGGGAAAUCUAAUGGAAAUAAGAUAAGUCAAAUUUUGGAUAGCAGUCAUGAGGGCAAACGAAAGUCAGGAAGGAAAAAGCAGAUCGAUAAAGCAUUGAGGAUUAUAAAGCUGUCUGCUCUGGUGGUUUCCUGGGUCUUGCUGACGGUGGCUCUGCUCCUCAACAGGGAGAAGUCUGAUGUGGUGUUACAUUCUGCAGUACACAAUGGCGAUGUUAAUGAAUACAUCCUAACCUCAACCAUUGAAACGUUCCGAGUGCAAAUCACAUUGAGUGGACCGUUCAGCAGUUCUACCAACGCCACUAGCUUCUUGUGUAUAUGGCUGCACAGAAAUAGCACAGAUGGGGAUUUGAUGAAUUCACCGAAGUGGAAGAUUCCCUUGCAGCCUGAUAGCUCCAUAGAUUUCUCACCGAGUACUUCUGUCAGUAGAACUCUGGUAAUCAAACAAUCGGAGCAGAAGGGAAAUGAAAAGAACAGUACUCUACUUACAGAACAGCAAGAGGAAGAUUCUUCAAUCACGCUCCGGAUGUCAACGAACAACAGCAGAACCGUUCCCAUCACUCUCACUUACCACCUGGAUCCUCUGUCUGAGCAGGACGGCGUCAUUUACGCAGCGUUCCUACUCCUCUUUCUUUACGUGCUUAUAAUCUUUGAGAUCGUAAACCGCACUAUAGCAGCGAUAUUGGCUGCGUCGCUGGGCAUAGCGGUGCUGGCCAUCAACGGCACCAGACCCUCGCUCCUGGAGCUGGUGACCUGGCUCGACGUGGAGACACUGCUGCUGCUGUUCAGCAUGAUGAUCCUCGUCGCAAUCCUGGCGGAGACUGGGCUGUUUGAUUAUCUGGCGGUCGUUGCUUUUGAGACAACUGGCGGUAAGACCUGGCCACUCAUCAACUGCCUCUGUUUCUUCACGGCAUUCUUCUCCACGUUUCUGGACAACGUGACCACUGUUCUGCUUAUGACGCCUGUUACUAUACGAUUAUGUGAAGUGAUGCAGCUGAACCCAAUCCCAGUCCUGAUGUCGAUGGUGGUGUUCAGCAACGUGGGAGGUGCAGCUACUCCCGUGGGAGAUCCUCCCAAUGUCAUAAUUGCGAGUCAUCCUGCGGUAAUAGCGGCGAAUAUAAAUUUCACGAACUUCACCCUGCACAUGGGUCUGGGUAUUCUUCUGGUCUGCGUGCAAACAUACUUUCAGCUGCGUUAUAUGUUCAGAGAUAUCAACACACUGCGUCAUUCUGUGCCCAGGGAUAUUGUUGAACUUCGUCAAGAGCUGGCUGUAUGGAAACGUGCUGCUGCCUCUUUGUCAUCGUACUCCAGAGAUGAGGACAUCGUCAAAAGAACACUCGAGAAAAAGCACGAUUGGUUUCAGGUCUGCAGACUGAACAACAUGCUGAUGAAGCGGGAGGCUGGUGGUGGAAAGUCCAAGAAUGACCCUGUAUUCUGCUCUACUGUUGCACAGAUGAAACAGAAGUAUCGCAUCAGGGACACACAGCUUUUGAUUAAGGCGAGCAUCUGUGUGCUGUUCGUUGUGAUCGUGUUCUUCCUUCACGCCGUGCCUCAACUACAAAGCCUCUCCCUGGGCUGGACAGCGUUUCUGGGGGCUAUUCUCCUACUCCUGCUGGCAGAGAGAGACGACUUGGAGCCGAUUUUGGCGAGAGUGGAGUGGUCCACUUUGCUUUUCUUUGGUGCCUUGUUCAUCCUAAUGGAGGUGCUGUCGAAGCUGGGUCUAAUCGCGUGUAUAGGGCGCCUAACAGAAUCAGUUAUCCUAAAGGUUGGCAAGGAGUCGCAAAUGGCUGUCGCUAUCAUGCUGGUGCUAUGGGUAUCUGGUCUGGCUUCGGCAUUCGUGGACAACAUUCCGCUGACCACGAUGAUGGUGCGAGUGAUGGCCGGCAUGGCAGACCCCGCUGGGCUCGCUCUUCCACUUCAGCCUCUGGCCUGGGCACUCAGUUUCGGCGCUUGUCUUGGUGGCAACGGCACCCUAAUCGGCGCCAGUGCAAACGUGGUUUGCGCCGGAGUGGCCGAACAACAUGGAUACCGAUUUACUUUCAUGGAGUAUCUGAAGAUCGGUUUCCCCAUCAUGCUGGGAAACCUGGUCGUCGCCUCUGUAUAUCUACUCUUCUGUCAUUGCCUUUUCACUUGGCACUGACAUUAACUUGUUAUCCGUUCACUUGGCUGGAUUACUCAUAGAAAAUUAAAGGGCGAUUACUCAAAGAAAAUUCAAAAAAUAAAGCGUUCAUGUCAGAAUUAUAACAACGACAUUGACAGCUGUGCGCUCUAUUUAAUUAUUGGCUACAAAGAGAAAUAUCCGGCUAUACUUUGCAAUGACAUUGAAGGUUGCCAAUCUCCACAGUACUGUCACUGGAUAACAUUUACCUAGCUCCUUAAGCUAUACACUUGCAUGGACAGUCAGUCUUCCUUAUUUUAUUUGUUAAGACUUGGUAAACAGCUAUGAUAUUGACAAAUCAAGUUACGAUUUCAUUCAUUUUUCGAAACAUACGUCGAUGACAUUUAAGAUUGUCAAGCCACUGUGCUGUCAUUUGUCACUUAUAUUAUUAGCUGUUAGCUAGGUUAUAUUGUACUAUUGCUUUUUUGCGUUAAUGAUAUGUAGUAAAUGUAUAAUUUAAGAGAUUGAAAUGCCUUGAAAGUGUUGAGAUAGAUAUUAUUUCACAAUCGCAUAUAGUCAAUUACUAAUGUGUCAUUCUUUUUAUAUAUCCAGUGAUUUAUGUCAUUUGAGCUUAUCUUAAGUAACGUAGUUUGCGUCAUUACUUACAGCGCCUAAUUUAUAAGUUAACUUUAUUGGAUUUCCUAAUUUUUCAUUGUCAACUUUCAGUUGGCAGGAUUUUAUAAAUCAUUGUGUCUACUGCCUCAUGAGUACAUAGUAUAAUAUUUUGAGCGCCAUAUAAAUACGGAGUCUCGAUCAAAACGAUGUGUUAAAUGACCAACUGUAAAUUCUCAUUAUAGAGAAAAAUUAUUUAAUUUGUAUUUCGGCCUAUGUGAUAAUAACCCUUGUAAAGAGUCUGACAGCGUUGCUGUUUAUGUUUUUUUUUUCAGUUGAAAAAUCAUGUUUAUUAUUAAUGAAUAAUUGUAUUUAUGUUGUGCCAGCUCUACUAUUACUAACGAGCUGUUUAAUAUUCUUUUUUUUAGAGAAAUAUCAAUAAUUGUAGCCUUCAGCACUGUAAACCAUUGGUCCACUAGCAACAGGUUCGUUUUAGAAACCAAUUCUUGUGAUAACUGACACACCACUAGCAAUUGCAGUAGACGUACCUGUAUUACAUCAGUCUGUAUAUGGGGUCGUAUCGCGGUGUGCUACGCUAUAACCCGUCUUGUCACAUUCAGUAAAAAAAAGCGUACAAAUCUGCCCUCUAGGCACUGAAUACUAAUAACACUACGGGCAGCAAAUUUUUGGCAUAAAUAUUAUUUUUAUCUACCCGCAAUGCUUAAUGGAUUACUCAUUAUGCAAUUUUUAUUAUAAUUCGAAUAUUUUCUGAAAAUAAAACUAACAUACUAUGAUAACGUGGUGUAACUAUCACUACAACGAAGAGUACUAAGAAUUCUGUCAGGAUUUUCACGUUGGAUAGCUAGGCUAAUCCGUUGACCGAAAUAGCUGCCUGCACUUGGGUUUCCAGUAGCUUUAUUGAGGCGCGAAGAUAGUACUUUGUACAUUCUCCGCGCCUCUGGGCCCCACGGGUCAAGUGUAAUUACGUAUAUUAUAGAAGUGAAGAAGUUAAUAGGAAUAAAAUUCGUUUUACAGUUUUUUUGUAUCAACUUAUAAUGACAGGGGAGUUUCAAAAUGCGCUAUUUCGUAGUACUCUGUCAUCUCGACCAGAUGACAUAGCUAUCCAAUUAGUAACUCAGUGAAAGUAGCAGUAUUAUUGGACUAUGUUUAGGUUUAAAGGGUGCGUAAAGAAGAAAAUUAUUCAAAUUUGUUGUUUACCUUUCAGUAUGCUAAAAUAUUUUGGAUGCAAUGUAUAUCGUUUCCGAAAUAUAAAAAUUUAAGGCAAGACACUGCGAGGUCGCAGUCCACUAUGACGUCACUUCACUACACACAGAGGUGCGAAGCGAUUUCACGUCAUUCGGCCAUUUAAAAUAUUUGAAUAAUGCGGCAACGAAAAACUAUCGUACCUUCAAAACUAAUCCCUUGAUUUUAUCCAAACAAGAACUAAUGUAUUUGUAAGCAUAUAUAAUACCUAGAAGUAUUCGGGUCGCAUUGUUUGCUAAGUGAUUUUUUGAUACGCUACGGCAUAGGUCAUACUGCAUUUGUUUUUUUUUUGUGUUUGGGGUAUGUGAUGAAGUUUAUAUCAAUAUUUCGCAUUUCGUCACUUCUUCCUUAAACCGUUCAAAGUAUUGUUAUAAAUGAAUGAAACGCUGUUAUAAAAAUCAAAAGUAUUUUCUUUAGUGAACUAGGAUCCCAUGUGAUUUGAGAUUUUUAUGUUAAUUAGGAUUAUGAAAGUCAGCUAAACUUGACGACAAGACUUAAUAAUUAAUAGUGUUUUAAAAAAUUGAACUUUAAAAUUGAGUGGAGGCGCGAAUGUGAUGUUUUUAUGUAGAUCGUAACCUAGAUCGGAAAUUUAUGAAAUGGAAUAAAAUAUUAAUGUAAAAUAACACUCGAAUUUUACAGAUUAAGCAAAAUUAAUUACAACCCUAAAAUAUUAAUUAUUUACAUUCCUGUCCAUGCACAUGCGCGUAUAUUUAGGCUUUAAUCUAUAAAUCUGUGUUGAACAUCUGCGAAAAUUUAUUUUCGUCUAUGUCUAAAAGACACUAGUUUAUAAGUAACGUAUGUACUUACUAAUUAAUCAAUAGAUUUAAUAAGAAUAGUAUUUUGCUGUAGUUUUAUAUUAAACUAAGUUUUAUCUUUUUGAAGAGCAAAUUAUAUUUAUUCAAUUA